AUGAUUGAGCUCGCCAAGAAGAUCACCCGGGAGACGGAGAAGCUCGACAAGUACAUGAGGGACAACAACCUCCCCAAUGCCGGCUUCGACGUCAACGAUGCGGGAGACUUCCCCCCGCUGCCCGCCGAUAUACAGAACAGCCGCCAGGAGAUUGUAUAUGCUACCAGGGAGCUCGGCGCUAUAGUUCGCGGUCCCAGAGAGCAUGUUCGAUGGGGUGUCUGGAGUCUUUUCAUCGCUCAUCCUGUCCUAGCCAAGCUCGUCCCUAUCGAUGCGCCCAUUCCGCUUGCCGAGCUCCAAACCAAGACUACGCUGGAUCCCAUCAACCUCGCUCGUGCUCUCCGCCAUGCCAUGACCAACUACAUCUUCCAAGAGCCCUCGCCCGGCCUCAUCGCCCACACCGCCGCCUCCCGCAUGCUCGCCGAGGACGGCCCUCUGCAGGCCUGGGUGGGCUUCAACUCCGAGGACAUCUUCCCGGCUGCCGCCCACUCGCUCCAGUCUCUGCGGACCUAUCCCGAGGGCACCGAGCUGACACGUACCGGCUUCAACUUUGCCUUCAACACGGUCAACCAGGAGCCCAUGUUCGUCACCUUUGGCAAGGAUCCCGCGCGCGCCAAGCGCAUGGGCGGCGCCAUGGCCAGCUUGACUGGUGGCGAGGGAUACGAGGUGAGCCACUUUGUCGACAACUACGAUCUGUCCGACGUGGAUGCCAAGGAGGGCACCUUUGUCGAUGUCGGCGGAAGCCACGGAUUCGUGUGUGUCGACUUGGGCAAUAAGUGGAAGAAGACCAAGUUUGUCGUGCAAGAUUUGCAAAAGACGGUCGAUAGCGCACCCAAGCCAAUUUCCCCCGACGAAGACGUGUCCAAGCGCAUCACGCUACAGGCUCACGACUUCUUUACUGAGCAACCCGUCCAUGGUGCUGAUGUCUACUUCUUCCGCUGGAUCAUGCACAACUACUCGACUCCUUACGCCAUCAAGAUCAUCAAGAGCCUCGUCCCGGCGCUCAAGCCCGGUGCCCGCGUCGUCAUCAACGACCACUGCCUGCGCGACGUCGGAGCCGAGAACCCCUGGGACGAGAAGAUCAUGCGCAGCAUGGACAUGGUGAUGCUGGCGGUGCUGAACGCCCAAGAGCGAACCGAGACCGAGUUCCGGGAGCUCUUCAAGGCCGUCGACGAGCGGUUCGUCUUCAAGGGCGUUUCGAGGAGCCCAGGAUGCAGGAUGAGCGUUGUUGAGGCCGUUUGGAUGCCCGAGAGCGUCGAGAAGACCGAGGCUGAGGAGGUGGUGGAGACGAAGGAGGAGCAGAAGGUUGAGAUUCCCGCCGAGGAGAUCAAGGCGGCGUGAGAUGAGAGCUUUGAGAUGAGUCCUUGACCAUGACCCGGCUAAAAUCCAUUAGCUCUGAAUGAUGGUGAUGAUGCCUUUAAUCUAAGUAUAAUACACUUCUAACCUACUAUAAAUAUUAUUAUUUUAGCAAUAAGUCUCGCAGUCUCUUUAUUAAAUUUAUCACUGUUUUCAAA
This is a messenger RNA of Ilyonectria robusta, 1511 nucleotides long. RefSeq names its product S-adenosyl-L-methionine-dependent methyltransferase. Lineage: Eukaryota; Fungi; Ascomycota; Sordariomycetes; Hypocreales; Nectriaceae. The transcript has 4 exons. Bases 1 to 1338 code for a protein of 445 amino acids. The record is from RefSeq and is a predicted model, not a curated record. Gene Ontology annotation, molecular function: O-methyltransferase activity.